This is a messenger RNA of Gopherus flavomarginatus (Mexican gopher tortoise), 5294 nucleotides long. It is a transcript of the gene NELFB, whose product is annotated as negative elongation factor complex member B. The coding region runs from base 45 to 1778 and encodes 577 amino acids. Gene Ontology annotation, cellular component: NELF complex; nucleus. Lineage: Eukaryota; Metazoa; Chordata; Testudines; Testudinidae. The transcript has 13 exons. The record is from RefSeq and is a predicted model, not a curated record. Gene Ontology annotation, biological process: negative regulation of transcription elongation by RNA polymerase II.
CCCUACGGGAACGAGCGGGGGCCGGGCCCGCGGAGGCCGGCGCCAUGUUCGCGGGGCUGCAGGAGCUCGGGGUGGCCAACGGGGAAGACCUGAAGGAGACGCUGACCAACUGCACCGAGCCGCUCAAGGCCAUCGAGCAGUUCCAGACAGAAAAUGGAGUCCUCCUGCCCUCUCUCCAGUCUGCUCUGCCAUUCUUGGACCUCCAUGGUACCCCUAGGCUGGAAUUUCAUCAGUCUGUAUUUGAUGAGCUGAGAGAGAAAUUGUUAGAGAGAGUUUCAGCCAUUGCCUCAGAAGGAAAGGUUGAGGAAAGAUACAAAAAGCUGGAGGAUCUGCUGGAGAAAAGCUUUUCCUUGGUCAAGAUGCCAUCUAUACAGCCUGUGGUGAUGUGUGUCAUGAAACACCUGCCCAAGGUCCCUGAGAAGAAACUGAAGUUAGUGAUGGCGGACAAGGAUUUAUACAAAGCAUGUGCCGUGGAGGUGAAGCGCCAGAUCUGGCAGGAUAACCAAGCUCUGUUUGGCGAUGAGGUGUCCCCAUUGCUGAAACAGUACAUCCUGGAGAAAGAAAACACUCUCUUUAGUAGUGAUCUCUCUGUCUUGCACAACUUCUUCAGUCCCUCUCCGAAAAUGAGACGUCAGGGAGAGGUGGUUCAGAAGCUGACACAGAUGAUUGGGAAGAAUGUGAAGCUAUAUGACAUGGUGCUACAGUUCCUAAGAACGUUGUUCCUUCGGACGAGGAAUGUCCAUUACUGCACGCUACGGGCAGAGCUCCUGAUGUCAUUGCAUGACCUGGACAUCAGCGAGAUCUGUACUGUUGACCCCUGUCACAAGUUCACCUGGUGCUUAGAUGCCUGCAUUCGGGAGAAGUUUGUGGAUAACAAGAGAGCUCGAGAGCUGCAAGGGUUCCUGGAUGGAGUGAAGAAAGGACAAGAACAAGUAUUGGGGGAUUUAUCAAUGAUCUUGUGUGAUCCCUUUGCCAUUAACACCUUAGCCCUGAGUACCAUACGGCAUCUGCAAGAGCUGGUUGGGCAAGACACCUUACCCAGGGAAAGCCCAGACCUCUUGUUACUGCUAAGGAUGCUGUCUCUGGGACAAGGGGCCUGGGACAUGAUUGACAGUCAGGUCUUCAGGGAGCCUAAAAUGGAACACGAGUUGAUCACCAAGUUCUUGCCGAUGCUGAUGUCUUUUGUGGUGGACGACUACACAUUCAACGUAGAUCAGAAACUGCCAUCAGAAGAGAAAGGGCCAAUUCCUUACCCCAGCACCAUUCCCGAAGCUUUCACCAAAUUCCUUCAGGAGCACAGAAUAGCCUGUGAGGUUGGGCUGUAUUACAUACUUCACAUAACUAAACAGAGGAACAAGAAUGCUUUUCUCAGGCUCCUGCCAGCACUAGUCGAGACAUUCAGUGACCUGGCCUUCAGUGAUAUUUUCCUGCACCUGCUCACCGGUAACCUCACGUUGCUAGCUGAUGAAUUUGCUCUGGAGGACUUCUGUACCAGUCUCUUUGAUGGCUUCUUCCUCACUGCCUGCUCAAGAAAAGAGAAUGUCCAUAGACACAUGCUAAGAUUGCUACUUCAUCUGCAUCACAAAGUGGCACCUGCCAAAUUAGAAUCACUCCAGAAGGCUUUGGAACCUACCAAGCAGAGUGGCGAAGCUGUGAAGGAUCUCUAUAACCAGCUCAGCGAGAAACUGGAGCUUCGCAAACCCAGUCCAGCCCAGGUGGCUGAAACUCCAUCCAUGGAACUGACUUUGCCCACAGUACCCACCCCAGCCUCGCUCUGAGCCACAUGAGCCGGACUUUGAGAUAAGAGAAACUAACCUUUGCCUCCUGCAGAGUGGAGCCAUUUCAGUGUACUGCUAAGUGUCUCUGGCUGCCAUGGUGGAAACUUACCUAAAGCCACUGACCCUUUUGCAGAAGCAAGACAUUGUCAGACACUGCAGUUUGUCUUUGAGCACUGUCUCUUGCUGGCUAGAAGGCUCAGUAUGCAGUGUAUCGCAUAGGUUUACUUGGCCUAAGGAUAGCCAGGUGGCUUCUUGUGGAUCUACUCAGCUUCUAUGAUUUUUUUUUUUCAAAAGACAAGUCUUGUUUUUAAACUUUAUAUCUCCUUGCAUUUUUAGACUUACAAUUUUCUGGGGCAGUAAAAACCUGGUUGUGUAAUCAGGCAGAGGGAGCAAACCCUUGAAGUCUGAGCAGUUUCGCUCUUUGCCCCCAGCUGGCUUCUUUAGGUCUUUAAAGCUGAGAGAUGGUUCUCAACAAAAGGGAACAAGGCUGCAGAUUUUAUACUUUGUUCAAAACUGGUGCUUCCCUGUGACCUCAUGGAGACAAGGGCUGUGCAUACCUGUUGGCCAAUCCCUGUGGGAGCAGGACAGCCAGGGCGGGGCCUAGUUCCAGCUCCCUCAUUGGGCUUGUGGAUCACUCUCAGACAAUAGGGGGUGACAUAGUUGUGGCACACCUGGCAAGUUAGGCACCUGCUUCUGAUGUCAGGGAUUGGCUGUUCACCAACCUGAUCCCCAGCUUAUUCCACGGCAACUGGUAAUUGGCAGCUGUCCCAGACCUUGGACAGCAGCCCAGGUAGGAAGGAGAGGAGAGGGUUGGAAAAGCUCAGGAGUUUCAGUUUAAAGGCAUGCUUUUUAUGAACCCAGAAUCCAGAGUCACAGACAGGCUGCACCUCCCAUCACUCUCACAUCUCCUCUCAAUAUUCAUACCCAUCUCCCUAGCUCAGACUGGUUGGCUCUCUUUGCACUGAAGAGCCUGCACAAGGUGUCACGGAGUGUGGGGGAGUCAGGGCCCUGCACUCCUCUUCCUGAGAUUCACUGUGACUCUCAGCCAGCCAGUAAAACAGAAGGUUUAUUGAACAGUAGGAACGCAAUCUACAGCAGAGCUUGUAGGCACAACCAGGACCCCUCAAUCAAGUCCUUCUGGGGGUUCAGGGAGCUUAGACCCCAGCUUGGGGUUCCCUGCAUUGCACCACCCAGCCCAAACUGAAACUAAAAAUUCCUCUAGCCGCUUUCUCCCCCCCUCUCCCCCCGCUUCUCCUCUCCUUUGUUCAGUCUCCUGGGCAGAAGGUGUCACUUCUCCCACCCCCCCACCCCUGGCUCAGGUAGCUUCCUUCUCAUCCCCAAUGUAACUCCCCUGCAACAUUCCAGGUCAAAUCCGCCCCACUCCCUGCUCCGUCACACGAGGUCACUCCCCUUCAUCCCCAUGAUGCUGCCCUGAUGCUGUGGCAGCAUCUACCAGGGCCAUCACUGGGACCUGGAAACUCAAGACAUUCAUUAGGAACAGGGCAGACGUGUUGAGUUGCUACCAGCAGGUGACUGAGGUCCCCAGUCCAAAGUGAGCAGCGCCUGAUACUCUCUGUGGUCAAAGACCAUAGAAUUGUAGGACUGGAAGAGACAUCAAGAGGUCUUCUAGUCCAGUAAAUCCCAUGGCCAUCUAUGGGACCCUUGAGGCUCCUUACUGGCCAAGCUGCUAUUUGCCACCUCUUGCCCCAUUGGUCGAGGGGACUCUGGCUGCCUGCUACUGAAGUGGAGCAAUGGAAUGCAGAUAUAAGUGUGGGCUGGCCCCUUGGAGGCUAGCUGCACUGAGCAGAGGGCCACCCAAGUCACCUCACUCCGUGCGGGUGGUGGUUAGUCACUUGGAGAUGGCUUGCAUGAGCCAGCAUACCACCAGAGGGGCCAUGGGCUCAUAACAAGACUAUCCCAGGAGCUUGCCACCCAAGACAUGAGACAACAAAGGGCUGCACUAAAGAGACAGGGGAGUACAGGGAAACAGUGGUCAGCAUGGAAAGUAGCAGCCACAGCUCAGCAGCUGCCUAACCACUGUCAAGUCUUUUUUGUAGACCUCACUGCAGAGGAAGAGCCUGCAGAAGGAAAGACCUUGCAGCUUUUUUAUGGGGAGCUACUCCCAUGUUAGAGGGGUGGCAUGGGAGGAAGUGUGUGUAUGCCAGGAUGGGGUUUCCUGGAGCCACAGGCUCAAUUUCUGCCUCCAGGACACAGCUCUAUAAUAAAAACACCCCAAGCGCUUUUCAUCACUAGCUUUUAAAGCGCUUUACAGAGGAGGUCAACAUCGUCAUCAUCAUCCCCAUUUCACUAGGGAAACUGAGGAACAAAGCAUUGUUGUGAUUUACCUGAGGACACCUCGCAGAUCAGUGGCAGAGCUGUGCAUAGAGCCCAGGUCUCGUAAGUUCCAGUCCAGUGCUCUCUCUCUAGUCUCUUCUUCUUCACCCCCUCUGGUGUAAUGGGACGAGGCCGUGCUUGGGGCAGCUACUCAGGGUUAGUGCUGCAGUAGCGCUCGUUGCUUUAGGACUGCUCCUGUCCUCCUGCUGCAGCACAACCCACCUCUGUGCUGCUACACCAGUAAUCCUGCUCCCAGUGCAUCCUCGUCCCCAUUCCAUAUGCCACUAACUACCCUGUGGCACAUCCCCUCCCUGGCCCCUUGUCAUCUGGGAAGGGAGAGCAAGGAGCGAUGGUAUCUGAGGCUGACUACAGACAAGAGGGAGACCAUGGAUCUGAAGCUGUUGCAAGAGCCACUUUCCUGCCAGAGUUUCCCCAGCUAGCAAGUCACUGAUAGUCGACCAGCCUGCAUGCUGGCCCCAUAUGGUUUCCCCCCAGUGACCACCGCACACCCAUCUGUCCCUGCUUCCCUUGCUUGGCCACCCUCCUUCCCUGGCUUAGGUUUGAUUGGGGAGGGGAGACCUUGGCAGCAGUAGAGAACGGAAGUAUCUGCAUAAUCCAUACUCAGUCAGGUUGGCUUGUUGCAAAAGGAAAAGACGAAAUACAAAAUGUUGAUGUUCAAAUAGCUUGUAUAAUGCACUGACUGAAGCGAUAAGGGUUAUGCCUUCAAAAUACUGGAGUUACGAAUUUCUUUCAGUUACAGAAGAGCAAAAAGAAGGGAGACACUCUUAGCAGAGUAUCAAGAAUGGGCAAUUUUCAAAUUUUUUUUUUUAAUUAGAUAAUUUUUCAAAAAGUGAACAUCCUAGAGAGUCUGCUUCUAUCCACAACCAUUGCUAUGCAAACUUGGAGAUGAAAACGCUUUCGUUUUAUUGCCAGAAAUUACAGAAACUUCUGUUUUAAGGGAAAUCUCAACAGAGCCUCAACUAGAAGUUUUGUCCAUGAUGCAUAUGUUCUCUCUCUCUCUGUGUUGCCUCUGGCCCUGAGUGCAGACUUCAGAACUCUGUAUAUUGCUUCAGAGAUUCUGUCUGCAGUGGAUUUUUUCCUUUCCUUUGGUCUUAAUAUGUUCUUGUAUGGGAUCUUGCCAUACUUGACUCACCUGGCAAAAUAAAACUAGACUGUAAAACA